ACCUCUAAAUUGGCAUCUUUUUCGGCUCUUCCCUUUGCCGCCCCUACGAUUUCUUCCUCCGCCUUCUCUCCCAUCGGUUUCUUGCCCUAACGCACUCGGAGCCAGUGAUCGGGAUUGGGGGUUUCCCUUCCUCUCGGUUCCUGAUCCGGUGCCCGACCGGCGUGGAACGUACGAUGAGGCGAUCGCCUAAGGUGGAGGCGGUGCUCUCGCUUGGCCGGAAGCGAUCGUUGCAGGCAUUACUCAUCGCGGUCUUUCUUUACGUUGGGCUCCUUCUCUUGGAGGUUCCUUUCAUCUCCAGCGGGAUUUCCCCUGCUCAGUCCUCCUCCAGGUAUGCUGCUGCCGGGCUGCUCGGCGGCGACGGUGUGAGCCUCUCCCUCAACCUCGGAUCGGAGGACUUGGCCGCGAGGGUUCGUCCUUCUCGCCGAACGCACCGCCUUGAUGAAUCGGCCCAUGGACCCGCCGACCUCCGUUUCUCAUCUGACCGGGGAAGGACGCUGUCGGUAUCAGGGCUCAAUUUCCUCCUCAAUGUUGCUGCUGCUGGCGACUGGCCGACCUCCGGGCUUCACAAGUCUGCGAGGGACGCGUGGGAGGUGGGGCAUAAGCUGCUCAAGGAGCUAAAAGCAGCGCCUUUGAAAGGACCUCAGAUCACGAAGGAGGAGAACCGGACGGAAGAGAGAUGCCCGCACUCGAUCAUACUCUCUGGGGAAGAGUUCCUUCAAAGGGAGAAGGUCAUGGUGAUCCCCUGUGGAUUAACAUUGGGUUCGUACAUAACCCUUGUUGCGAAACCGUUCAGAGCUCACGCGGAAUAUGACCCUAAAAUUACGAUCUUGGGCGAAGGGGAGAAGGAGAUCAUGGUGUCUCAGUUCAUGAUGGAGCUGCAGGGGCUUAAAACAGUAGACGGGGAGGAUCCGCCUAGGAUUCUCCAUUUUAACCCUCGGCUGAAGGGAGAUUGGAGUGGAAAGCCGGUUAUUGAGCAGAAUACUUGCUAUCGCAUGCAGUGGGGAUCAGCCCAACGGUGCGAGGGUUGGAAGUCCCCGGCUAGUGAUGAAACCGUUGAUGGGCUAUUGAAGUGUGAAAAGUGGAUACGUGAGGAUGACAACAAGAUGGAGGAGUCAACGGCAACAUGGUGGUUAAACCGAUUAAUUGGUCGGACAAAAAAGAUUUCAUUGGACUGGUCAUAUCCAUUUGCUGAAGAGAAGUUGUUUGUUCUCACACUUAGUGCUGGAUUGGAAGGUUAUCAUGUCAAUGUUAAUGGAAGACAUGUGACUUCUUUUCCUUAUCGAACUGCUUAUGUUCUUGAAGACGCAACUGGUUUGUCAGUGAAAGGGGACAUUCAUGUCCAUUCCAUUUUUGCUGGCUCAUUGCCAACUUCACAUCCUAGCUUUGCUCCACAGAAGAGCCUAGAAAUGUCAGAAGAAUGGCAAGCACUGCCACUUCCUGAUGGACCAGUUGAACUUUUCAUCGGCAUCCUUUCUGCAGGCAACCAUUUUGCAGAGCGGAUGGCUGUUAGGAAAUCAUGGAUGCGUACUGUUAGAAAAUCUUCCAAUAUUGUGGCUCGGUUUUUUGUUGCUCUGCAUGGAAGGAAGGAAGUGAAUAUUGAGUUGAAGAAAGAGGCUGAGUUCUUUGGUGACAUAGUUAUGGUUCCUUUUCUAGAUAGCUAUGAUCUUCUUGUUCUCAAGACUGUUGCCAUAUGUGAAUAUGGGGUCCGUUCUGUUUCUGCACGCUAUAUAAUGAAAUGUGAUGAUGAUACAUUUGUCAGAGUUGAUUCAGUGAUCAAUGAAGUCAAGAAAGUUCCUAGUGACAAAAGCCUAUAUAUCGGUAACAUAAACUAUCACCACCAACCGCUACGGGAAGGGAAAUGGGCGGUCACAUAUGAGGAAUGGCCCGAAGAGGAUUAUCCACCCUAUGCUAAUGGUCCAGGAUAUGUUGUAUCAUCUGAUAUUGCUCAUUUUAUCAUUUAUAAUUUUGAGAAGCACAAAUUAAGGUUGUUUAAAAUGGAAGAUGUGAGCAUGGGCAUGUGGCUCGAGCAGUUCAAUAACUCCAGAGCAAUUGAAUACGUUCACAGCCUCAAGUUCUGCCAGUUCGGAUGCAUUGACGGUUACUACACUGCACAUUACCAGUCUCCAAGGCAAAUGACAUGCAUGUGGGAUAAAUUGCAAGCAGGAAAGCCUCAAUGCUGUAACAUGAGAUGACACCAAAGAGAUGCAAGGGCUAGUGAUGCUGGUGUCAUGCUGCUUACUUAACAAAGAAUUCUUUCAUUGUUUCUUUUGUGCUCAUGUUGGCAGUAAGGCUAGUGAUGGAAAAGCUACCUUGCCCAACACAUGACAGGAUCAGCACGAUGCCUAUGGAAGUUGCAGUCAUAAAAGGUUAAACACCCUACGGCUUCUCCAUCAGUUUUGUUGUAUAAACUCUGUGAAAACUGCCAUGGAACACAAUCACAUCUUCUCCCUGUGCUUGCUGACCAUAUCUAACAACAGGACGCCUGUACAUGGUCGAACUUGCAUCGUGCUUUUUUGUUUUUGUUUUUGUUGCUGCUGACUAUCACCUCCAUGUACUGUUAAGCAACAAUUUUGUGAAUAAUCAACAAUUUUUAAUGAACUGCUAUGACUAAUUGAUUCA
This is a messenger RNA of Zingiber officinale, 2619 nucleotides long. Its product is annotated as hydroxyproline O-galactosyltransferase GALT6-like. The record is from RefSeq and is a predicted model, not a curated record. The coding region runs from base 174 to 2192 and encodes 672 amino acids. Lineage: Eukaryota; Viridiplantae; Streptophyta; Magnoliopsida; Zingiberales; Zingiberaceae. The transcript has 7 exons. Gene Ontology annotation, cellular component: Golgi membrane. Gene Ontology annotation, molecular function: carbohydrate binding; galactosyltransferase activity.